GAAAGAUUCAUCUUCCAUUUCCCCAAAACCGUGAGUUUUGGAGACAUGGAUCUCAACAUCAGUAGAAACCGAUGGAGAAAACGAAGCCAGAAGAGCAAACCCCUUCUACUCAUCUUCAUCUUCGUCGCCAUUGCUUUUCUCCUCUUCGCGUCCUCCACAUCGAAGCCCUUCAAGCCCGUUCUUCCCUUCUCCCAGACCCCACAAUGCGCGGUGGAAUCCCCGGAUCUCUCCGGGAAGCGGUUCCUUUGGUAUGCGCCGCAUAGUGGGUUCAGUAACCAGCUCUCGGAGCUCAAGAAUGCGAUUUUGAUUGCUGGGAUUCUGAAUCGGACUUUGAUUAUGCCGCCCGUGCUGGAUCAUCAUGCUGUGGCGCUGGGAAGUUGCCCUAAGUUUCGGGUUGUGAGUCCCUCGGAGCUCCGGGCGAAGGUUUGGGAUCAUAUCAUGGAGCUCAUUCGGGAUCGAAGGUAUGUAUCAAUGGCCGACAUUGUUGAUUUGUCUUCAAUAUCAUAUUCUUCAGUUCAAACAAUUGAUUUUCGAGUGUUCACUUCAGUGUGGUGUGGCUUAAACAUGGAUAAUAGUUGUCAUGGCGAAUUAUGUUGUUCCAUGACCAACCAUGGUUCCUCACUCGGCAGCUUCAAUCAAUGCCGAUCUUUGCUAUCUGGAUUGCAGGGUAGUAUUGACGGAUGUACAUAUGCCGUAGAAGAUGACUGCAGGACAACAGUCUGGACAUACCAGCAGAAUAAUGAUGGAUUAUUGGAUUCAUUUCAACCUGACAAAGAGCUGCAGAGAAAGAAAAAUAUUUCCUAUGUUAGGAAACGAAGGGAUGUAUACAAAGCUCUAGGGUCAGGUUCCAAGGCCGAAACAGCUACCAUUCUGGUUUUCGGAACUGUAUUCUCCGGACCAUACAAGGGUUCUGAGCUAUAUAUCGACAUCCAUGAAGCACCAAGUGACUCCAGAAUACAGUCACUACAUAAUAAGAUCAAACACCUGCCUUUUACCCCAGAAAUAACUGAUGCCGGGAAGGAAUUCGCCAUCAACAAGAUAAAGGUGCCUUUUCUUUGCGCACAGCUUCGCUUGUUAGAUGGGCAAUUUAAAAACCAUUGGAAGACUACUUUCUCAGAUCUGGAACAGAAGAUAAAGUCAGUAAGAUUGGAAGCUGAAAGCAAGUUAACCAGUCCACUUCACAUGUUUAUCAUGACCGAUCUUCCAAGAUCAAACUGGACAGGAACAUACCUCGCUGAUCUUGCUGAAAAUUCCAACUCCUACAAACUGUAUACCCUUAAUGAAGCCGAUGAGAUUGUAGAACAGACAGCCAAGAGAUUAAUGAAAGCAGAGCAUGCAAUGCGGUCUAGCUUCCGUCUGAAGAGCAACAGCGAAACCUUGAAGAACCGACACUGUGAUGCUGGCCGGCUACCUGAUAUUCUCUUGUUCAUCGAGAAGACCAUCUGUAGUUGUGCUUCAUUAGGCUUUGUUGGUACGACUGGAUCAACCAUUGCUGAAAGCAUUGAGCUUAUGAGACAACAUAAUGUUUGCAAACACUAAUUUUCCCAAAUUGUAUAACACAGUCAUCCUUCUUUUCUCCUGUAUCUGCUUGUUACUGUAUAAUUAUCUGACGAUUUUCGCACGAUUGAAAAUGUAAAAGAGUUUUUUUUUUUCCCGAAGUAUGACCAAAUGGUAAUCAGAGAAUUCAAGCAAA
Dioscorea cayenensis subsp. rotundata (Guinea yam) is the source of this 1693-nucleotide messenger RNA. Its product is annotated as O-fucosyltransferase 30. NCBI's taxonomy places the organism in Eukaryota, Viridiplantae, Streptophyta, Magnoliopsida, Dioscoreales, Dioscoreaceae. The record is from RefSeq and is a predicted model, not a curated record. Bases 46 to 1539 code for a protein of 497 amino acids. The transcript has 2 exons.